Messenger RNA from Ziziphus jujuba (common jujube), 527 nucleotides. RefSeq names its product small ribosomal subunit protein bTHXm. Gene Ontology annotation, cellular component: ribosome; plastid. Gene Ontology annotation, biological process: plastid translation. The transcript has a single exon. The record is from RefSeq and is a predicted model, not a curated record. Lineage: Eukaryota; Viridiplantae; Streptophyta; Magnoliopsida; Rosales; Rhamnaceae. The coding region runs from base 183 to 482 and encodes 99 amino acids.
UACAUAAAUAAUACGCAAAAAGAAAAAAAUCAGCUGCAGCUUUGAGGACAAUUUUGUCUUUUCGUGAUAAGUAAUUUUGAGCUCUAGUAAGGUCUCUCGGAGAGAGUGAGAUAAAAGACAUCAAGCGAAAUAUUAAAAUUAAUUAUUCUGGAAAAACCCUAGUCCAGCAAGAGUUUCUGAAAAUGGCGACCAAGGUGUGCGAAGCUGUAGCAAAGCGAUUGCUGAUGGCGGAACGACCGGCGAUUUCGAAAUUUUCAGCGUUAUCACCGUCAGUGUCGUCAUCGGCAGCAGCAAUAUCGAUGGCAGGGAUGCAGUUUCCAGUACAGUUUGGGCGAGGAGACAAGAAGACCAAGAAGGGUAAGAGAUUCAAAGGAUCGUUCGGAAACUCGAGGCCUAAGAAGGAGAAGAUGAUACAGCGCAUCAAGGACAAAGUUGAGGUCCCCAGGUCCACCCCUUGGCCACUCCCUUUCAAGCUCAUCUAAAUUUGUCUUCUUCUUUUUUUUUUUUUUUUUUUUGUUCCUCUUCUU